Molecule: messenger RNA, 590 nt
Organism: Coniophora puteana RWD-64-598 SS2
Lineage: Eukaryota; Fungi; Basidiomycota; Agaricomycetes; Boletales; Coniophoraceae
Exons: 5
Coding region: 290-565 (91 amino acids)
Source: RefSeq, a predicted model, not a curated record
GCCCAUGAUAGAGCGUGCUAAUGUUGCUACGACGUUUUGAAAGAUAUUAAGCAAGGUGUUCGUUGACUGUACCAAUGCAGACGUCUUUAGCAUGAGGCUAGAAGCAAGUAGGGCUAAGAAGAAACAAAGCACGUUGUCCUUGAUCAGGAUCAUAAACAGGUUGCUCAUCCUCCACAGCAGACUCAGACCGAGUCCAUUCCGCCGUUCAUACAUUGCAUCUCGAAGGUGCAACACGAACCUGUUUAAAGACAAACUGGCCAGGAUCACCUCGAUGGCCACUAUCGCAUAGAUGACGCUCGCAUUGUACCACGCCGAAGAAGUCAAAGAAACCAAGGCAGGUGCGGAGAAGACGCAUAGCCUAUCACUGGAGAGUGAGUUCUCCGACGCGAUUAUCCCGCCCGAAGGUAAGAUGAUAAACACCAUAGACACGACGAAGACACCAGACUCAAUGGCGAGACAAGCUAGAAGCAGAGCUAAUAUCGUUGUGGACCGCGCGUACAGCGCGUACAAACGUAUCAUAAGCAAUGCGUGUAGCGCCACGACAAUGACCCUCGUCAAACUCUGAAAGAACAUCAAGAAGAAGUAGCCUG